UUCAGUUUACUGUGAGCAAGUGGCCGCGAUGGAUGAGUUUUUAUUGGAUCUGGUGGAGGUUCUCGAGGAAAACGAGAAGGACCUUAAGCGACUCCUCCUCGGUAUUUCCAAACUGCUGCAGGAUAAUGGAAAUGAAAGCACAUUAUUUGGCGCCCAACUGAUAAUGAUUUUAUCUUCAUCGAACUCCGACAGCGCUGAAAAAAUUCGACCACAAAGUCGCUUGGUGGAUGGAAAAAUGCUGGUGAAUCAUCUAUUGGUCAUAGCCAACGAUAUUCUUUACGGAGAGAGGGAGAAAUGUCUUGAGAAAUUGUUCGACGGCACACAGAAGCUUUUGGAGUCCAAUGAGCCUCAGAGAAUGAGAGUCGCCUAUUUUCUGAUAGCCAAGAUGCAGUUGUUGUGCGAGACCAGUGGAGGAAUAGGCCAAUCCCUACUGAACGUUUUACAGUGCAACGGUGAGCAGUUGUCAGCUUUUGUGAAAAUCGCUGCAAGCGUGGAGGAGCAGGAGGCCGAGCUGGUUGUCAGUUCUCUUAGGACCCAUCUACCACUGUUGGGCUUAUCCAGCGAUAUUGGCGGCCAUUGGUUGUGCUUUCUACGCAUUUUGUGUCUUAGACUCCUGAAGGAGAAACGAAUCCCGGUGCUGCGCCACACAAUCCUCUACUUUUAUGAGCGUCUUAGCGUUACUCAAGUGUGUCAUCUAGAUCUGCUGCAGGAUUUCUUAUUAGCUUUCAACAAUAACCAGUUGUUUGAUUACGAAUGUGAAGACGUCCUAGAAAUGGGGAAGUCCAAUUUUUUUAUUGGUGCUAAUGGGAAAAGUCUACUGGAGGCAAUAUUGACCGUUCCUUGGAAGGACCUUCCCUUACUGAUGUGUCUAAAUCGUUUAUCGUGGUUCGUAUUUCCGAUUGCUCCUCUGGGGUUGAUCCAAAAGUUAGGCUCUAGAGUUCAAGUCAUCAAUAAUUAUGAUAUUCGACAACUGGCGAUCUCCAAGUUUUUUUUUUUAUUCAGAAUCACAAUUGAAAGCUUAUCUGUGUCGGAUUAUAUAAAUUUAAUAGCAGCCACGAUGAAUAAAUACGAUGAAUUUCCAGGUUUUUCGCAACUAAAAGAAAAAAUUGAAGCCUCUUCAAAUUUUGAAGAUCAUAUUGACAGCUUCAACAAGCAUUCUUAUGAACUUCUUGUAAAUAAUUAUUAUGAAAAAUCUGAACUCUUUCCUAUUUUUAUAAAAAAACUGGAGAAGAUUCCUAAGCACAAACAUGGCUGGUGGCGAUUAAUUCUUUUCCAAAAAGAAGUGAACGAUGAAGUCAUGGACUUCUAUCGCACCGUUUACAACGUGGACACAUCGAUGCUCCUUACCGAUAAGAGUCUAGAUAAGAUUCAACAGCACCUAAUUGAUCGGCUUGGCUGCCAAACAAGCGAGGAAAAGGCAUUUUUAAGGUCCAGAUGCAUGGAUCUUUUCGUCCUAAUAAACCUUAAGUCCUGGAGCCAGUUUAACGAUUUGAAUUUAAAACCCCUAGAUGUUUUAAAUCAGAAUGUAUUAAAUCGAAAUACUUUUGGUCAUUUAGUAAAUAUUUUGGGUGAUCACAGCGAAAAAUUAGUAGAUGAAAGCAUACUGCGCGAUCUGGUUUCCCAUGUAAGGACGUCUUUCGAAAUUAAUGAAAUCUUUAAGUAUGCGGAAUCUCAUUUGACUUUGGAGGAACGUGAAAAAUUCGUAACGGACGUAUUGCAUGAUGAUGUUGCUCUUCGUUAUUCCCAUUAUUUCUGGAAUACAUUAACACUUUCGAUUUCCUUCCUUAAAAAAAUGAUUCUACAUGGCGAACCCUUAACGGGAGAUGCACGCAUUGAAGCCGCCUAUGUAACCAGAACUUGUUCGUCAUCGUAUGUACGAAAUUCUUUUUUUAUUGAAUGCGCCUUAUACCGUAAAGAAGAAGAUGAUAUUAGUAAGCUGUGUGAUGAUCUGCUAAGCAUUAACAAUGAGCUGUCCAUUGAAAAUCCGGACUAUUUGGAAAAUUCCAAUGUGCACAGACGAAAAAUACGUAUUCUUAUUGCUUUGUGGAAAUUGCAUGAUGAAUGGAAACAAUGGAAAUGGUCAGAUAAGUUAUGGGAAGCGCUACUGUGUUCCAACGAUUUAUUGGGAAUCAACAUCGUGUACGAGUAUCUGGUAGCCCGAAUGCUACCAAGCAUUCAUCCCCUACUGCAUAAACUGAAGGUGCUAUUAACUCUAGAGGCAACCCAACAGGAAUCGCUCCUCUCCGUGGUACACUUGUACACCUUAAAGAACUGGGAGGAUCUUGAGAAAAAUAUUGUAAUUUUGGAACAAGUUUUCACCUUGGUACUACCGUUGAUAAUGGUAUCAAAUUCGCAAACACGUCGACUAGCACAACUAGUUCUGCAUAAAUUGGCAUGCAAGUCCCAAGAAAAAAGAACUGAGCUUCCACUAGCUAAUACCCUUAAAACCUCUUUAGAAGCUACUUUAGGGAAGGAACUUCGGAAUCAUAACUGGGAUCCGCGAUUUGCAUAUAGGCCUUCGCUUUUAUUUGAGACACGGGUUGAUGACUUAAUUGCUAUGACAGGUGCACCAUUUGAUGAAUGUUUUUCACGAUAUUGUGAUGAACGAGCUGCUAAAAAGUACAGAAAAGGAGCAGUUAUAUCUUCAGCCGUGUUAUUUAGAUCUAAGAAUCACAAAAGCAAGUGCACCUAAAAGGAAAAGAGCUGAGUACUGCAUAACAAUAAAUCCAAUUAUGUAUAUCUAUUAAAUAGCUUUAAGCAAUACAUUCCAUUGAAUUAUGUAAAGGGAUUUAAAUAAAGUUAUAUCGAAAACAA
This is a messenger RNA of Drosophila yakuba, 2814 nucleotides long. RefSeq lists its product as uncharacterized. Gene Ontology annotation, biological process: tRNA methylation. The record is from RefSeq and is a predicted model, not a curated record. Gene Ontology annotation, molecular function: tRNA (guanine) methyltransferase activity. The coding region runs from base 29 to 2692 and encodes 887 amino acids. The transcript is spliced from 5 exons. NCBI's taxonomy places the organism in Eukaryota, Metazoa, Arthropoda, Insecta, Diptera, Drosophilidae.